AUGUCUGAGACCUGGCUUCCUCCCGUCCGCGACGAUUUCGCUGCAACCGCCAUCCUGGCUGCCGUUCGAGAGCCUUCUGCGCCUGCUCCGGCAUUGGACAACAUUACAGAGCACGAGCACGAUCACGAUCUUCCCUCCUUUCGAGACGUCAUGGAGGAAGCCACGGCUCUGGCUACCCUUGCGUUGCCACAAACGAACCUCGAGACAAUCUCGCGGCCCAGUUCCACGUCGACUUCGGAAUCCGCUUCCGCAGCCGCAGUUAUAGCCGCGGCCUCCACGGUUCCUCAGUUGCCAGGCAUCUCGGCGCUUGCCCAGGCCAACAACUCUGCGACGAGCUCGCCUCAGAUGCGGUACAGAAGCGAUUCCCGCGCCCGCUCCCGUUGCCGCCUCCACACCGACUCAGGCGCCCGCGCCCGCGCCAGCUCCCGUGCCGACGCCGACUUACGCUUCUGGCGGAGGAUCCACCACGCGAUAGUCGUCAACACCAAGACCAGAGUCCCAACUCUCAUCGCGCGCUUCACCCCGUCAAGCACCACAAACAAGCAAACGGUCAUAUUUUUUCGCAUUUCUUUUGGAGCACGCACUUGGAACUCCUUGACGGAAUCUUUUGCGACCAUUUCGCUGGCGUUGCGCAUCAUGAUGGCCACCCAAGCUAACGAAUCUACGCAGCCAACAUGCCAAAACUGCCAGACCUCAACCACGCCCUUGUGGCGGCGCGAUGAGUAUGGAUCAGUCCUCUGCAAUGCAUGCGGACUGUUCCUCAAGUUGCAUGGUCGUCCGCGUCCGAUCUCGCUCAAGACCGACGUGAUCAAGAGCCGAAACCGCGUGAAGACGAUGCGCCCUGAUCUUGCAUCUAAGAAAAAGCAACAGCAGCAGCAACAACAAGCCCACCAGUUUGGCGCAAACGAUCCGAACGGCCUCGACAUCCAUGGGCAGAACCAGCGCAGACAGUCGCAAAAGUCAAACGGCAAUCCGGACGGCUCUGACUCUCCCGUUUCUCGUACCGCAACCCCUUCUCUAUACAACCCUAGCCUCCCGGUCUUCCAGGGCAUGGACGAUGCGCAACUUCAGGCUGGACUGCAGGGCUUCAACGUCUCUGGGUCGGACAACCGCUCGGGCUCCCCCCUGAAUGGCGACCGACACCUCGAUGUCCCGCAAACACAUGAGCAGCUCAUUGCCGCAAAUUCUGCCCUCAAAACCCGGGUUAGCGAGCUAGAGCUGAUCAACGAACUUUUCCGUGGUCGACUCAGCCAAAUGGAGCAAGAUGAAGCGAGCGCAAGAAGAGGGCAGGAAAUCAGCGGCAAAGCAGAAGCUCAGCUGCGGGCUCAGCUUGAGAGCAGCAAGAAGCAAUUGGACGAGAGCCAUCGCAGAGAAAACAACCUCAAGCGACGUCUUGACGAGAUGGAGCUGGAGCUGAAGGAGGCCAGAGAUGCCCUGGACCUUUCUGACUCUGGCCGCGCAGCAAAAAAGCCUAGGAUUGCCGAAGUGGUUGCCAAUCCAGCCGUUGCUGCGGCCACGAGCGGAGGAGGCGGUGACGGUGGUGGUGGUGGAGAAUCCGAAGUCUCGACUCCUCAAUCCGCCGCCGCGAACUGA
This is a messenger RNA of Colletotrichum lupini, 1593 nucleotides long. Its product is annotated as GATA zinc finger. Gene Ontology annotation, molecular function: DNA-binding transcription factor activity, RNA polymerase II-specific; zinc ion binding; RNA polymerase II cis-regulatory region sequence-specific DNA binding. Bases 1 to 1593 code for a protein of 530 amino acids. The record is from RefSeq and is a predicted model, not a curated record. Gene Ontology annotation, biological process: negative regulation of transcription by RNA polymerase II; positive regulation of transcription by RNA polymerase II. The transcript has 6 exons. NCBI's taxonomy places the organism in Eukaryota, Fungi, Ascomycota, Sordariomycetes, Glomerellales, Glomerellaceae.